Molecule: messenger RNA, 2184 nt
Organism: Microdochium trichocladiopsis
Lineage: Eukaryota; Fungi; Ascomycota; Sordariomycetes; Xylariales; Microdochiaceae
Product: serine hydroxymethyltransferase
Exons: 3
Coding region: 305-1744 (479 amino acids)
Biological process (GO): tetrahydrofolate interconversion; L-serine catabolic process; folic acid metabolic process
Cellular component (GO): cytoplasm
Molecular function (GO): zinc ion binding; pyridoxal phosphate binding; glycine hydroxymethyltransferase activity
Source: RefSeq, a predicted model, not a curated record
AGCAGCCUGCGGAUCACUGGAGCGGGAGGAAGGGACAACGGCCAGGCGAAGAAAAAAAAAAGUGUAGCUGCAGGUGCAGGUGGCAGGAGCACAAGCACUCGUCUGCUGUCUCGCCAGCGUGGUGAAGCGACUCGGUACAAUACUUAGCACUAGCCACCGCACCCAUCUCAAUCCUCUCUCCCCCCUCCCUCUCCUUCCUUCUCCUCCUUUCCCCAAGCAUCUUCACCCGGAUCUCUUCCCCAGAUCAUCCUGCGUGUCAUUCUUCCACAGUCUUGUUCCUCAAGAAACCACGCAAGCAUUCACAAUGGCCUCCUACGCGCUGUCCCAGGAGCACAAGGACUUGCUCGAGAAGUCCCUUGUUGAUUCCGAUCCCGAGGUUGCUCAGAUCAUGAAAGAUGAGAUCAAGCGCCAGCGCGAAUCCAUCAUCUUGAUUGCCUCCGAGAACGUUACCUCGCGGGCUGUCUUCGAUGCCCUUGGUUCGCCCAUGUCCAACAAGUACUCCGAGGGUCUCCCCGGUGCCCGCUACUACGGUGGCAACGAGCACAUCGACAAGAUCGAGCUCCUCUGCCAGAAGCGUGCCCUCGAGGCUUUCCACCUCGACAGCGAGAAGUGGGGUGUCAACGUCCAGUGCCUCAGUGGCAGCCCUGCCAACCUUCAGGUCUACCAGGCUCUCAUGCCCCCGGGAAGCCGCUUGAUGGGUCUCGACCUCCCCCACGGCGGCCACUUGUCCCACGGCUACCAGACCCCUGCCAAGAAGAUCUCCGCCAUCUCUGUCUACUUCGAGACCAUGCCCUACCGCGUCAACAUUGACACUGGCAUCAUCGACUACGACAGACUCGAGGAGAACGCCCAGCUUUUCCGCCCCAAGGUUCUCGUUGCCGGUACCUCUGCGUACUGCCGUGAGAUCGACUAUGCCCGCAUGCGCAAGAUUGCCGACUCUGUCGGUGCCUACCUUGUCGUCGACAUGGCCCACAUCUCCGGCCUCAUCGCCGCCGGCGUCAUCAAGACUCCCUUCGACUACGCCGAUGUCGUCACCACCACCACCCAUAAGUCUCUCCGUGGUCCCCGUGGUGCCAUGAUCUUCUUCCGCAAGGGCGUCCGCAGCACCGACAAGACCGGCAAGCAGAUCAUGUACGACCUCGAGAACAACAUCAACUUCUCCGUCUUCCCUGGCCACCAGGGUGGUCCCCACAACCACACCAUCACUGCUCUGGCCGUCGCCCUGAAGCAGGCCGCCAGCCCCGACUUCAAGGCCUACCAGCAGCAGGUUGUUGCCAACGCCAAGGCUCUCGAGAACAAGUUCAAGGCGCUCGGCUACAAGCUCGUCUCCGACGGCACUGACUCCCACAUGGUCCUCCUCGACCUCCGCCCCCAGGCUCUUGACGGCGCCCGUGUCGAGGCCGUCCUCGAGAACUUCAACAUUGCCUGCAACAAGAACUCCAUUCCCGGCGACAAGUCUGCCCUCACCCCUUGCGGUAUCCGCAUUGGUACCCCUGCCAUGACUUCCCGUGGCUUCGGAGAGAAGGACUUCGAGCGCGUUGCCGAGUACAUCGACCAGUCGAUCAAGAUCUGCAAGGAGGUCCAGGCUGAGCUCCCCAAGGAGGCCAACAAGCUCAAGGACUUCCGCGCCAAGGUUGCCAGCGGCGAGGUUGCCAAGAUCAACGCCCUCAAGAAGGAGGUUGCUGAGUGGUGCUUGACCUUCCCCCUCCCCGUCGAGGGCUGGAGAGUUGACGCUGGCCUCUAAGCGACGCCAGCGAUGGUUGCAACAAGCCAUGAUCCGAGAAGAGCAUCAACUUCACUCUUCUCACGACGGAUAUGUGCUUGAUUGGAUGACUUCCAUGAACCUGCCACGAAAAUGGUAAUGUGGGCAGGUGUUACAGAAGAGAUUACGGAAAAUAUUUUGAGGGAAAAAAGAUACCUUUGCAUGCAUUCAUCUGGCGUUGCAAUUACUGCUGUAGUACGACCCAAGGGGAGCUCUCUGGUUUUGGCCACCUUGGGUCUUUUGGGGUCCUCACAAACUCGCUUCAACGCGGGUAGGACAUGACAAAGGCGUUGAUGCUUUUGAAGCUUUUUGACGAUGGAGAGACUUGCUGGCUUUGGCCGAGCUCUCGGAAUACUUUGUAUAUAUAGCCAAAAUCCAUCUCUUUUGAGAGAUUCUACGACAACAAGGAUUUGUCUGUACCA